AUGCAAUUUGCAAAUCGGGAGCACUUGAAAGAAGCAAUAAAGGAGUAUGCCAUUGUAAACGGUAAGCUGCUGAAAUUUGAUAAAAAUGACAAGAUGAGGGUAAAGGUCCUGUGUAGUGGAUCUGGAAACUGUGCAUUUGUUCUUUAUGCAUCUGGGAUUGAUAAAGUGGAAUCCACUUUUGUAGUAAAGGCUAUACAUGCUGAACACAGAGUAGACAGGUUGAGAUAUGCUAAUUCAACAUGGAUUUCACAAAGAUUUUGUGAUAAGAUGAGAAGAAAUCCUAAUUGGACUGUGGGGCAACUUCAAGAUGAGGUGAGGGAACACUAUGCAAUGAAUGUUACACCGAACCAAGUGUAUAGGGCAAAACAAAUGGCUAAGAAGGUCAUUCAAGGUUCGUACAAGGAACAAUUCGAGAGAUUAAGGGAUUAUGCAGAGCAAAUUAAGAAGACCAACCCUGGAAGUACUGUGGUAAUUAAAAUUGAACUAGCAGGUGAUGAUGCAUUGUUUGAACGGAUUUAUAUUUGUUUAGCUGGUUCUAAAAAAGGUUUCUUAGAAGGAUGUAGGCAUGUCGUAGGUGUUGAUGGGUGCCACUUAAAAGGACCCUGCUCAGGGCAGAUCUUAACUUCAAUUGGUGUUGAUGGGAACAAUGACUUGGGGAUCCAAAAUGGUUUGGCAUGGGUGUUUAUAAGUGAUAAACAGAAGGGACUAAUUCCUGCUAUGCAAACAGUUUUACCAAAUACUGAAUACAGAAUGUGCGUGAGACAUUUGUAUAACAACUUCAGAUACCAGUACAUAGGACUUGCUCUAAAACAUUUGCUAUGGGCUGCUGCAAGGACAACCACAUUGCCUUAG
This is a messenger RNA of Prunus persica (peach), 852 nucleotides long. RefSeq lists its product as uncharacterized. Gene Ontology annotation, biological process: DNA transposition. The coding region runs from base 1 to 852 and encodes 283 amino acids. The transcript has 2 exons. Lineage: Eukaryota; Viridiplantae; Streptophyta; Magnoliopsida; Rosales; Rosaceae. Gene Ontology annotation, molecular function: DNA binding; transposase activity. The record is from RefSeq and is a predicted model, not a curated record.